CGCCGCCGCCCGGCCUCUGUCGCCAGUUCCUGCCGCCGCGAUCGCCGCCCCCGGAAUGGAGAACUCUGCCCGAGCGCCAGGGACGCGCCGCAGCGCGCCGACGCCGCUCCAGCUGCUGGUGCCGGAAUAGAUGGGUGCAGCCUGGAGACCCUCGUCCGCCCCGCCCCAGCCGAGGUACAGUGCCGGGGCACGACCCCGUGACGGCCGCCUGGGGUUUGACCUUCCGGAGGGUCGUGGAGGCUGGCGGGGAGAAGGGUGCCACCUGAUGGGCUCGCCGGCCACACCGCCUCCUUUGGCGCCCCCGCUUCGGUAACUUGGCAGUGCUCAUGGAUCUGAAGACGGUGCUGUCCCUGCCCCAGCUCCCGGGGGCACCCCUGCACCCCGUCGUGUACGCCUGCACGGCCGUGAUGCUGCUCUGCCUGCUGGCCUCCAUCCUCACCUACCUCGUGCACCAGAGUGCCAUCCGGAUCAGCCGGAGGGGCCGGCACACGCUGCUCAACUUCUGCUUCCACGCGGCGCUCACGUUCGCCGUCUUCGCCGGCGGGGUCAACCGCACCAAGCACCCAGUCCUGUGCCAGGCGGUGGGCCUCGUGCUGCACUACUCCACGCUCUCCGCCAUGCUGUGGCUCGGUGUCACCGCCAGGAACAUCUACAAGCAGGUGACCAAGAAGGCCCCGCCCUGCCCGGGCACAGACCCGCUGCCCAGCCCCAAGCAGUCGCUGCUCAGGUUCUACCUGAUCAGUGGAGGGGUCCCCUUCAUCAUCUGUGGGGUCACGGCAGCCACGAACAUCCGGAAUUACGGGACGGAGGACGAAGGUGUUGCCUACUGCUGGAUGGCCUGGGAGCCCAGCCUGGGCGCCUUCUAUGGGCCGGCUGCCUUCAUCGCCCUGGUCACCUGUGGGUACUUCCUGGGCACCUACAUCCAGCUGCGGCGCCACCCCGAGCGCAGGUACGAGCUCAGGGCCUGGACGGAGGAGCAGCAGCGCCUGGCGGUGCCGGACGUGGGCCACAGCCCUGGGGCCGGGCCUGUCCUGCCACCUGCUGGCAACGCGCUGGUGGCCUCGCUGCUGCAGAACGAGCACUCGUUCAGGGCACAGCUCCGGGCGGCCGCCUUCACCCUGCUCCUCUUCGCGGCCACGUGGGCCUUCGGGGCGCUGGCCGUGUCACAGGGCCACUUCCUGGACAUGGUCUUCAGCUGCCUGUACGGGGCCUUCUGCGUGACGCUGGGGCUCUUUGUGCUCAUCCACCACUGCGCCAAGCGGGACGACGUGUGGCGCUGCUGGUGGGCCCACUGCCCCUCCGGCCGGGACACCCACCCCAAGGCCGCCGCCAACGGGGACGCGCGGGGCCACGCGGCCUGCCUGCAAGACUCCCCGUGCCCCGGGAGGCAGAGGGGCUUCAGCCCCCCACCCGCCGGCCACCGCAAGAUGACCAGCCUGCAGGCCGCGCAGGGCCACGUCCGCUGCCUGUCGCCGGCCACACCCUGCUGCGCCAAGAUGCACUGCGAGCAGCUGAUGGAGGACGAGCCCCCCGUGCACCAGCAGGACGCCUUUGCACACGACCUGCACCUGCACACGUGCCUCCAGGCCAGAACUACGCCUCCCUACUUCAGCCAGCCCCGCGCGGCGGCCGAGCGCGAGUACGCCUACCACGUCCCCUCGAGCCCGGACGGCAGCCCCCCAAGCUCGCGCUCGGACAGCGCCCCGAGCUCACUGGAGGGCCCGGCGGAUGCGGCCCACACGCCGGCGUGCUGCGCGCAGGGCGGGCCCUUCCCCCUGGCAGGGCCGCCCGAGGGCGACGACGCCAGCCCCGGGCUCUACGGCUGCGCCCACUUCGAGAUGCACCGCAGGACCCAGGCGCUGCCCGCGGGCGGCCCCGGCCAGAAUGGUCCCCUGGUGGGGGAGGCGCAGGGGGGCGGGCCCUACGGCCCCGACCUGGCGGGCAACAUCCGCACGGGGCCCUGGAGAAACGAGACGACCGUGUAGCCGCGGCAGGGGCG
Molecule: messenger RNA, 1999 nt
Organism: Choloepus didactylus (southern two-toed sloth)
Lineage: Eukaryota; Metazoa; Chordata; Mammalia; Pilosa; Megalonychidae
Gene: ADGRA1
Product: adhesion G protein-coupled receptor A1
Exons: 7
Coding region: 327-1985 (552 amino acids)
Biological process (GO): cell surface receptor signaling pathway; G protein-coupled receptor signaling pathway
Cellular component (GO): postsynaptic density; glutamatergic synapse; plasma membrane
Molecular function (GO): G protein-coupled receptor activity
Source: RefSeq, a predicted model, not a curated record